GUUCAGCAGCGUUAGAUGGAGGAAGCUCCUUAAUGAAUGUUGAGUGUAUUCUGUGAAAGUGUGCUUAAUAGAGCCAUGACUGGAUUUCUUUGGUUGGGCAGCAUGAAUUGUGAAAGGUCAUGGCACUGAGUCCUGAUGAUGAAGAUUAUGACACCUCUCAGUCCAGGGCCUCAGCAAGACUAAAACCGCGGCCUGCCCCAUCAUCAGGACCCAAAAUACUUGUCCAUAAAUCAACAAGUGGAGCACGAAGACGCAGGACACGAUGUCGCAAAUGCGAAGCUUGCCAACGCUCAGAGUGUGGCGAAUGCCACUUCUGCAAAGACAUGAAGAAGUUUGGAGGUCCUGGCAGAAUGAAGCAGUCCUGUCUCAAGCGGCAAUGUAUUGCACCCGUGCUACCACACACUGCAGUCUGCAAGAUUUGCGGUGAGGCAGGAAAGGAAGACAAUGUAGUGGAUGAAGCAGAGAAAUUUAAUGCUAGCUUAAUGGAAUGCUCCAUCUGCAAUGAAAUAUUACAUCCAGGAUGUCUGAAGGUGGAGGAGUCUGAAGGGCUUAUAAAUGAUGAGUUGCCAAAUUGCUGGGAAUGUCCAAAAUGUAACCAGGAAGGAAAAACAGGCAAAAAGAGAGGCCCUGGGUUUAAAUUCGCCUCCAAUCUUCCUGGGUCUCUCUUAAAGGAGUUUAAAGAAGGUGAAGAUGGAGGGAGGCGAAAGUCUGAAGACCUUGGACGUCCAAAAGUGGAGGAAUAUCAUCCCAACAGACGGAAAUCUGAUGAUGGUCUAGGACUCAAACGAAGAAAAGAAAAAGAUUUACCAACUGAUCUGGGCCCAAGUAAAAAGCUAAGAGGUGGAAAGGAUGACAAACUUCAAAAGAGGAAGAAACGCAAAACAACUCCAAAUUCUGAAGAAUGCACUAAAGCAAAUCAUGAAAAAUCAGAAGACGCAGAGAGAAUAGAACGGAUACGGCAAAUGAUGAAACGUGUCAACCGAAACGAAGCAACCAGCUCUAGCUCUAGUUCUGAUUCUGACUCCAAUUCAAGUUCUGGAUCAGAAUCCAGCUUGGAGAGAUCAACAGGAAGCAGUGAUGGAUCUAGUCCAAGGUCAAAUGCAAAGGCUGAUAACCAAAGGUCCAAGCUCAGAAGGCUUUCUAAUGAUAUUUUUAGUGAGGAAGAUGAUGAAGAGGAGGAAGAUGAUGUAGAAAAUGCAAAAAGUGUAAAAACAAAUUCGCUUUUGGCCUCAAAGGAUAGAGAAAAUAACUAUUAUUCCCUGAGAGGGGAGAAUAUGAAAAAAAACUCCUUUAGGACAGUGGAUGUUUCACUGCAGAAGAAAAAUGGACCAUCCAGUCAACUUUGCCACAAAGUUCUAGGCGGUUUGCCUCGUCCUCAGAUACUAAGCAAACUUUCUGUGCAGUCUCCUCCUAAGCCAUUUCAAAUGGAGCGGCAUGUGGUGCGACCACCACCCGAUAGUCCUGAGCCUGAUUCUUUACCAUUGGCUGGUGGCUCAGCACAUGUGAUGCAACGGGAAGUGUGGCUGGCAGUAUUCAGGUACCUCAGCCAUAAGGAUCUGUGCAUCUGUAUGAGAGUUUGCAAGACCUGGAGCAAAUGGUGCUGUGACAAGCGGUUGUGGACUACAAUUAACCUGAGUGGCUGCAAAUCAAUCACUCCAACUAUGCUGAGUGGGAUCAUCAGGAGACAGCCCAUCAUACUGAACCUUAGCUGGACAAACAUAUCCAAAAAGCAACUCAGUUGGCUAAUAAACAAAUUACAGAAUUUGAAAAUCCUGGCACUAGCAGGUUGCAUUUGGAGUGCAAUCUCUGCACUUUGUACAGCGAGCUGCCCCCUUCUACACAUGCUUGAUCUUCGCUGGGUGGAGGACCUCAAAGACUCACAGAUGAAAGAGUUGCUUUCACCACCUACAGAUUGCAGAGUAGGUCAGAACCACAAUCAGAGCAAACUCUGGAACCUGACAGAAUUUCACUUAGCUGGUCUGGACAUCACUGACUGCUCACUGGCACUGAUGACUCGUCACAUGCCAAUGCUGAACAAGCUGGACCUCAGCCAGUGCAACCAUAUGACUGAUCAGUCCAUCGCCCUCCUGACGGCGCCUGGAUCGUCUAUACGAGAAACACUGACUGAAAUUGACCUUUCAGGUUGCAAUCGAAUAACGGAUCAGUGCCUAUUGCUGCUUAAAGACUGCCCAAAUCUUACUCGAAUUGACCUUCGGAAUUGCAAACUGAUUUCUCCCCAAGCCUGUCAGCAGCUUGUGGAAGGGCUGGCAGCUGUUGCCCCCUUUGAACUCAUGGAAGACAAACUAUUAAAGAGGAGAAGUUUACAGUUGACAAAAUAGCCUCCCGAACACCCAUAAGCCUUGCUGAAAUGUUCCUCUGAGUCCAGAUGGAGACAGUGCAAAUAUAUUAUUUCAGAAUUGCCUCCGCCUGCUGCUUGGGGUGUACGUGUAUUUAUGGGCCAUGCCUUGAUAGUCUGGAGUCGUCAUGAUGAUCAUGUCGUUCACUGCCGGCAAAGUCAGUGAUCCAGUGACUGCUGUACAGUUUUUGGGGGGGUAAUUACUGGUGUAAUUGCCUUCACUUAGAAAAUGAAGCAUGGUUUUGGAAAAAAAAUUGUUUUUGUAUUGCAAAUACAGGGUUCUGACCAUUAUGCUCUAGUAGUAAACCUCUUCCCCCGCCUCCUCGUCUCUCCUUUUCCCCUUGAAGAGAAAACGGUGAUAUGGUAGAUUUAGGGAAUAUUUAAAAAUACACGGAACAUGAAGAUAUUAUGCAUGUUUGGAAAAAAAAGUACAAAGCUUAAAGAUGGGCUGCAAUUUAAUUUGGAAAAGACAGUCACUAUUUCCUCCAAGUCUAAAUUUGAGGAGAGUCCAAAAUAAUACCAGUACUUUCAACAAGUGUUGUUUAGUUACACUUCUGAAGAAGUGUAUGAUGUUUCCUUUGACAUUCCAUUUUGCUGCACUUCAGUUUUAACCUAUGAUGCAUAGGUUGAGAGUCAGCACGUUUAUCUUAAUACUGAAAAAUAAGUUGUCAGUUUGCAAAACCUGGUUAGUGAAAUAAUUCCUGGUAAUAACAGACUUCAUUCAUUCCUGUUAUGGAUUUUUGUCACUGACUUCUUAUUCCUUUGAUCAAAACAUUCUAGGUCAUUUUAUUGAGGCCAAAUUGAUUGCUGUGACAUUCUAGUUCUGCUCAGAAUUGUGAAAAACGGGUGUGCUGUGUUGUCUAACAUGUUUUAUUACAAAGUUGUGUUUUGUAGGGUGUGCUUUACUUAUUAAUAAUCUGCAAUGAUAUUGUGCAUAUUUCAUAGUGUUUAAAAAUGCACCAUGGCAGCCCUCAUGGCCUAAUUAAGUGGUGUUUUAAUCUGAGAAAUGCAAAAUGUGCAGUGAUUGCAUUUUUUAAAAAUUAUUACUUUGAAAAGAACAACUUCACCAGUAGUUGUUCUAUCUCAUUUAAGUAGGAUAGACAAAAUGGAAACAUGAUAACUGUUUUAGACCAUUAGAUAAAUAAACAUGUAGGACUUUUGACACCAAUUGUACCAACUUAUUAAUAUUCCAUCAUGCAGUCACUGCUCAGGAACACAAUACUCUUAAGUUCAAAGCUGGUUCAUUGUCAGUGCAACAACAAAAUAAGACCUUUUUAUGAAACCAUCUGUGUUGUGCAAAGCACUUGCUUUUAAUAACUAACAUUAAUUGUAAUUAACCAUGCCCACCCAAACUUACCCUGUGCUAGAAAGAUUCGUACAGCUUGUUUAUGUAAAACUGUAAACAUGACUGGUUCAUUAACAAUGAGAAAUUUUAAAGUGCAUCUGUCGAUAGCAGAAUUUUUCUUAAUCUAAGUAUGCUGCCAAAAACAGAACUAAAUAGAAACACUAUGAGCAGUUUGGCAUGCCACACCUUUCAAGAAACAACUGAUACAAACUCAGGUUUACUUCUGCUUACUGAGAAAACACUGUUUUAUUUGUUUGGCCUUGCCCUAACAUUGGAUAUGUGUUUUACUGGCAAAUAUGCCCACUACCGUAAAUGUUAUACAAGUGAAUUAGUUUGCUGCCCUCUCUGGUGAGAAGACUUUUAUAUCAACUGAACUGGUUCUCAAAAAUCUACCUGAAUUUUUAUUUUUCAAAAACCCUUUUUGGAGUUUGAGAGUUCAGGAUGUUUAAUAUUUCUUACAUUGCCUGUUUGUAGGUUUUUCCUCCUUUGGAGCAAAGACUCUCAUUUUGUUUUUUUUUAAAUUUAAUAAGAGGCUCAUUUUUCAAUUUUCCACUGUGCUUAAAUGUUUUUAUGUCAAACAAAUACCAUGCACCCAUCUUUAAGCUUCUAUCAUUAGUCUAUGCACUGUUGGAGAGGGUGAGUAAAUGUUUGAUAAAUGGAGGACUUUCCUUACAGCCUUGCUUCUUAUCUGGCUUUGAAAAUAAUGUAAACCCUCUGCUUGUCCUCAAUUGUAUUCUGCUUACUACAAAUAUUAGCAGCAAAGGAUUUCAAGUACUGGUCACAGCAUGCUGUCUAAUGGCUAAAACAGAAUAUCUGUUCUGUAUAUCUCAUCUUUACAAAGAAAACAAAUUUAUUGUACAAGAAUGUACUAAAUUUCUGCCACACCUACACUCUUUAGAAUGUAGAUGGUACUUGAUUAAAGCAGCAGUUGUAAAAUUCUGUACAUUUAUACUAAGGCACCUGCUGCUUUCUGUAAGUAAUAGGGCGAUUGUUAAAGUUGGGUUUGAAAUAGUCUAAACUUUAAGGGGUGUGUAAUUAAAUUUAUACAUAAAACCAAAACAUUGACGGCUUUGUUUGAUCCAAAGAUAAAAUCGUCAGUAAAAAAAAACUGAAAACCUGUGUGAUAUUCUAAAGAAAUUUUAUCUUUCUUGGUCUGUUGUACAAAAUUUUUUUUUCCUCUUAAACAGUGCAGCAUUUUCCACUGUUUAUGCAGUGCAAGCUCUCAAACACAUUGGUUAAUAGGUCAUGCUGCAUACAUGAAGAUCUGAAUGUGUAAAAUGAACAGUCAACUGUGUAUGCUUAAUCUGUUAGUGUGACAACACCUGACAAAUGUUUCUUAAAGGAUUAUAGACGAGAUGUUUCUAUUCCUCGUUUUAUAGUGGGGACAUGUUUCUUUUUUAAUUUCAGCAAAAGUAUUUUUCUGUAAGUCUAGCCUUCUUAUUUCUAAUUAACUUUUGGCUUCAGUGGUAUUGGUUUAUGCUGUGGUGUCACAGAGGGAAGCUGGCCUAGUAUGGAUUAUCAUUUUCAUGUGUGCACUCUGAAUUCAAAUUGUGUGCAUAAAUAAAUUUUAUAUAAGUACACAAUGAUGCAUCUGUUUACAUACUAAUGGUGCAAGGAAAUCCGCACGUGAGACUAGUACAAAAGCAAUUUUAGCAACAGUGUCAUAGACGUUUACAUCACAUGGUUACUUGUUCUGUGAAUUUCCUGUGGUUAAACUCUUAUAUCAACUAGAAAAUUAAAUGUAUUUUCUAUUAUUUUAUUUAGCAUCUUAUUAAAGAAAUAUUCUAUGAUAAUGUAGCCAGCAGAAACUAAACCCACCUCUUGCACUAGUUUGUAAAGAGUUUUAAGAAUAUUCAGUUUUUAAUGCAAAGGAAAUUCAAAUUUGGAGAUCCAAUUUCAAUUAUUUUUAAAAUUGGUAAUACCACUUUAAGAAAAUCUCCUCCAGGAUUUGAGGGGUCUUUUUUUGUGCAUGUGUGCUUAAAUCCUUCGUGCUCUUUUCUCCUCCUAUUUUAAAAAAAAGUUUACUUUUAUACUCUGAGCUACCAUUUUUAGCAUGUCUGUCUUCCUUCAUGUGCAGGGCUCCUGGGAAAAUGUUUACUCUAAGUUUGGAAUGUCCUUUUUAGUAUGAAGACAGGAUUCAAAAGGUCACUUAAAUAAAAAGGGCACACACUGAAUUUAUUUUUUUAAAACUGCCAUCUAAUUUUUUUUCCCUGAAACUACACCACUAGUCAUUUCACUAGGAAGAUGAAACAUGACAUUGGACUUCAUGUUGGCAUCGGUAUUGGAAAAAUCAACUGUGCGAGUGUUUUUGUUAAAGCACAAAGUUAAUUUUUUUAGCUGGAAAAGUGUUUGUUCUCUUGACUAAUAGAUAAACACACAGGAUCAUUGCUUUAAUUCAGUAGUUUGUUAGGAAAACAUUUAGUUGUUUACCCUUAAUAAUGUGGAUUGGUUUGCCAAUUCAAAGUGGAUCUCCAAAACACACACACACGAAUGGCAGCAGUUAAAUUAAUUUCCCCUUUUACAUGUUUUCAUAAUAUUGUCCUGUCUGUUGUUUUAUUGCUAGUUUUUAUUAGUUUUAAUUAAUGACAACAGGGCAAUAUCAUCCACAUGUCUGUUACUUUCGUUUGUUCUCAUGUCUAGGUGCAAAAUCUUUGAAUAUUUCAAUCAAAAGCAAGGAAAAUUAAAUGCUGCCAUCCAAAAAGAUUUCAAUCCAUAAAAAGUUGGAUUCAUUUUUUUAAGCCUACCUUUUUUUUAAAACAAAACUGCUUUGUGAAUUUUGUAAAUAUAAACUUUUAAAAAGGAAUGACAUAGAAAACUGAGAAAUAGCCAGUAACAAUGUAAACAUGAGGUGAUUAAAAUAAUUGUUGACAUACACACUGCUUUUAUCUAUUGAAUGCUCUCUUGGACAUUGCACAUUAACCUAAUGUAUGCAGUUCAAUGUGAUCUGAUUUUCUGUCACUUAACAAAUAACUUGGUAAAUAAUUAUUUGUUAAGUGUCACUGUGCUAUCAAUGAAAGGUCCUACUAAUAAACUGGGAAGCUAGUUUAAUUGAACUGCCAACAUCUGAAAUCACUGCAUCUUUUAAUAUUCACAGCAUCAUGUGUGGCUGGUGGCUGUCAGACAGUAUGAAUGUGGUAAAUAUAUUGUAUCAAGAAAAACUAAAUGAAAGCUUUUAAUUUCAUUUUCCAUUUACAGAUACUAAGCAAACAAUUGGGAUUGCACUCUCGGGGGCCUGAUGUUUUUAAAACACAUGGAGAGGCUUUAUGUGUUUUUUUAAAAUCUGUCCUUGCUCAUUUUGCUUUUUAAAAAAAUCAGCCAUCUGACCUUCUGUUGUUAAUGUGCUUUUCAAUAUACAGUGUUGUCUUAUGAAAGCUCCUAUUUCACUUCCAUAAACCUUCCCUGGAUAUCACCAAAAUGAGGCAAAAUUGACAGGCAGUGUCAUUCAAAGGACUAGGACUCUGGAGCAUUGAUAGGAAAGUAAGCCUUCUAUAUAUCACAACAGCGUAAUACUUUUGGAGCCCAAGCAACCGUCCAUAUGUAUGUUAAUUAAUGCAGCAGUAUUGCUCUUCUCCACAUCCCUCUGAGCAUUUGAAUUUGUCGUCAUCUAAUUUUAUACUGUCAGUCCACUGUGAAUUAUCAAUUCCACUCAGCAUUUUUAGAAAUUUUACAUAUAUUGCCCAUGUAUUCUACUGACUCAUUGCAGAGGAAAUCACUCUUGGAUAGGCUGCAGGGCAUUCUACUGGAAAGAAGAAGAAUGGCUAUGAUGACAAAAUGGCAAGGCUGCCACAGGACCCUCUCAUGUUUAUAUCUAAUUGAACACUGUUUUCUUUCAUUGGUUGUAAAUUUGUUCCUUUUUCCAAAACAAUCCUAAGUGGCAAAAAAGCAAACUGUAUCACUCUCUGAAUCUUCAGUCUUUGUUUUGUCAUUGAUUGCCAAAGAAUGAAUGGGAUUACUUGACUAUGCUAGGGGUCAGUGGUGUAGUAUAUGAUACAAAUGUUGAUAAGGGCAAUGAAGAUUAAUCAGGUAGGCCUUCAUACUUCUGUUUUCACACUUCUGUUGCCUCAUUGGCCUUGCUCAUUCGGUAGAAUAUACUUCAUCCUGGUACAUUGGGAACUAACAAUUUCUGGUUUGAAGUCUUCACAGCAGUUUUAUUUUCUUAAUUUGCAGGGUUAGAACAUUACAGCACAGUACAGGCCCUUCGGCCCUCGAUGUUGUGCCGACCUGUCGUACCGAUCUGAAGCCCAUCUAACCUACACUAUUCCAUGUACGUCCAUAUGCUUGUCCACAGUUAUUCACUCAGGUGUCGAUUUUUGUUUUAGGAAUUUCUACCAGGGAAUAUAAUUGUGUGUAAAAUUGUUCCGAAGAAGCUAGAUUUUGUUCUGAAUUCUGCCAUCAAUGCUAUCAUUUCACCUGAGUGAAGUUGUGUUUGUAGUGAAAUUCAAUGGUUAUUAUUUAAAAACAUAUAUUGUAGUUUUGUUUUUGCCAGCCUUAUCCUAAUGCACUGCAUUACAUGCCCAUCUCUUCAAGAACAUUUUAAAUCCCCUCUGUUUCUAUUUCUUUUCCAAACGUGACUUUGUUUUUCAUUUGGUUUUGACAGAUGUUUAAUAAAGCAGCUGUCAGUAAUAUUUAAUGAAGGAUUUGGCAAGAAGCUGAAAGUACAGGUGAGUUGCUGUUGCUGAUUGCAGUGUCUUGGUAUUGAGCUGAAUGGCCUCUUUCUAUACUGGAAUCAUAUUUGAUUCAGUGAAAAGGAGCUAUUAAUGCCACAUGGAGAAAAUUAAAAGCCCAACCAAAACUUGCCUUAGUGAAGCCAUCGAUAAAUGCUCAUCCUUUGUACUUCACCUUCAGUGCCAUUGCAAAUCUUACAACUGACAUUAGUUGAAAUGCAUUUUCUGUGUGUAAAGUAUAUUCAAAUAAAUGCAAAUUGCUGUUCAGUUUGUUUUGAGAAACCCUCCAGAUAACUGAAUUUGGUAAACCAAAGCAUGAUGCUGUUGAUUUAUGCCUACUCCUUUAGAAUAGUGCCUCCUGUCUCAUUAUCCUAUUUAUGAGGGGAAAUUUCUUUUGAAUUCAAGUCUAACUGGCUAUUAAAUAACAUUCCAUAAAACUAAAGUCUGUGCAUGUUACCACAGCCUUUGAAUAAUACAAACCUACAGCCAAACUUGAUGACAUUAGUGGAAAAGUGCAUGGAGUCUAUAUGAUGUCACUGCCUAUUUAUCAGACUUAACCAGUUAAUAGAUGCAGGUUAACAGAAGCAAUAAAAUGAGCUGAGGGCUGUCAUCAACUGCAGUAAGCUGUAGGAUGCUGUUUAAAUUUAUCAAUUUAGAUCUGCUAAGGUGGUGUUUAUUGUAGUAAUAUGAAUGUCCAAGAAAAAUGUUUUUUCUAAUUGGUUUGUGAAGGCUUACUUUAUUCUUGGAGUAAUAGAAAUCAUUCCUAUUCCCAAAAUGCACAAGUUCUGUAACAGUUCUGAUCUGAUUCUGACCAAUAUCUGUGCGUCUAGUAAGUCUCGGCGGUUGAAUGUGCACCUUGUCUGUUGGGAGUCAGGUUGGCAUAUGUGCUAUAUUCGGAGGGUCAACCCCGGGACAGCACUUGGUACUUUCAUACCAGUUGAAGGCUUGAGUUCAAUUGGAAUAUUCCCAAACUCAGUUCUCUUAAACUUGACUUAAUACGAGACCUGAGCUAUGCUUUACCAAGGGUGCUGCCCUAAUACUGAAUCUCUUAACGUGAUGGAAUAUCUGACACUUUAGGUGCACCUAAAACGUCUGCAUUAAAACCAGUAAUUGUGUAUAUAAUGAGCUCAUAACCUCAAAAUCUCUCCAAUUGUGUCUGGACAGCCAGAAAAAUUAAGGAUGCCUUUAUUUGGUGGCUGCAGCUUUUAUUGCAUUUUCAGAAUAGCUUCACUGCAUUUAUUUAAAAUUUCCUGGGAAGUUUAAAUUCUUGUUUUUGGGAUAUCAUUUCCAAUUUUUGUUUUAACAAAUGUUAUUGUCUAUAAGUGUAGAAAUGUUCACAGCAGUUUGAAGGAUAUGGCUUACAAAAUGAAACAAAUGAUGACUGGGAGAAAGUCAAGAACUCAACUGUUGUUUGGAACUUUUACAGCAGUUUGCUAGGUAUUGUGGGAAUGGCAUCGUCGUGUGGAGUUUUUGUAAAAAUAAAUUCUAAAUCUUCAUGACUGUAACUGUCUCGGAGAUGAAAUAAUUAGCCACAUACCUGCAGUAAACACUAAAGCCUAUUGUUGUACUUUGAGUGCUGUUUUUCCUUUUUAUCAACCUCCUGUGUUUUUAAAGUAUGCAGAAUUUCAUGAAAGGACAAUCAAAAGUAUAUAUUUUUUAAGAGAAACAAUAUUAGGAGUGGUCCCAGAGGUUUGAGCUCAACUCAUGUUACAGCAUGAAAGAUUGCUGUGUCACAUGGUGCAGUUUCUGAUUUUAGCCUGUCCCCUUCCAUUGAGUUUUCUUGCCAGUUAAGAUUCAUGCCUCUGGCACAGUAUAUUAUGACACAUUUGAAGCAGUUCUGGCUUCUGUUGCUUGUUUAUACAGAAGUUGAUCUCCCUUCUGUAUGUUUCAAGCCUGAGGGUUUUGAUGAAAUUCUGUUUUAAAUGUAGUCCAAAUAUUCAGUGUAUGAUUCAGUUCAAAUAUUUUCAACUAGGUUUAAUUAACUCAUUAACCAUGUUGUACCAGCAUGUGAAAUCUGACAAUAGAUGAGGGUUUGAGUGAACUUUGCCACUCCGUCCAUCUUGUAAUCUCCUCCUACAUGGGGAAAUAGAAGGCCGCCUUGUUUAUAUCUGUUCAAUCUAUGUUCGUGCUUAAUGUUGUUACACCACACUUUGGUUUCAGCUGAACUGGCUUUAAUGGUCAGCAUACUGGAGGGUGUGUCAAUUUAAAUGUGGACCAAUAUUGACCAAGUAUAUUCAGGGUCCUCUGCAGUGAAAAUAAAAGUGGAAGACUGCCGAAGGGACCCUCCAUCUUCUGAGACUUGCAUUUUACUGUUGCUUAUAUAUAUGUCAUACUUAGUGAGGGCCACACACGCUCAUGUGGAUCGCCCAACAAUUCGGUUUGUGACUUUUUGUUCCCUGUGUUCUUCUAGGUAAUAGAAAAUAAAUGCAGAGUUUUGUAAA
Molecule: messenger RNA, 10806 nt
Organism: Stegostoma tigrinum
Lineage: Eukaryota; Metazoa; Chordata; Chondrichthyes; Orectolobiformes; Stegostomatidae
Product: lysine-specific demethylase 2B-like
Exons: 11
Coding region: 120-2339 (739 amino acids)
Biological process (GO): protein demethylation; regulation of transcription by RNA polymerase II
Molecular function (GO): transcription coregulator activity; histone demethylase activity; protein binding
Source: RefSeq, a predicted model, not a curated record